Yamadazyma jaroonii is the source of this 405-nucleotide messenger RNA. NCBI's taxonomy places the organism in Eukaryota, Fungi, Ascomycota, Pichiomycetes, Serinales, Debaryomycetaceae. The record is from the annotation of a GenBank genome assembly.
AUGGAAGAAGAAGACUUGAAAGACUUUUUAGGAGGUAUUAUCUUCCAAUAUGUUGAAAGGGACUCAUUUUACAAGUACUUAAGGUUAACUAUCAUUGUUUGUUCAUACAUCUUUUUCAGAGCCCUUUAUCAAAACUAUUUAAAGACUCGUCAAAUCAAACAUCAAUUGAAAUUAGAUGAACAAGAAAAGUUGGAAAAGCCAGAAAAGGAAGCCAGAGCCAAACAAGAAGAAAUUGAAAAGUUAGAAAGUGAAGCCAAUUCCUUCGGAUGGGGUAAAAAGACCAGAAGAAAUGUUAAAUUACAACAAGCUGUAUUGGAAGAACAAAUGAAUGAAUUAAGAACCAGACACCAAAGUGCUUAUGAUGCUGCUGAAGAUAACGAUAUUGAAGAUCUUUUAGAAGAUUAG